GUCUAUAAAUAUUAUCCCUAAUAACUUGCGCUUUUUUACUCUCCAAAAACGAUGGAAAAUUCAAAAUCUCAACGAUUUUCAACUCUUCUUGUCCCUGUAAUUUUCUUGUUGCUGAUUUCAUACUCUAUCAUUGUCUCUGCUGCCGAUGAUCUCUCAAUUGAUGUUGCUCAACCCACUACAUUGAAGCUGUCAUCUGGCUUGACUUUGGAAAAGUCUCCGGGUACAAAGCCUAGUAUGGCCGUGGUUGGCGAGAGAGUUAAUAUUAGUGGUGUAUCAAGGCUUAAAAAUCUGAAAAAGUAUGCUAAUACAGUAAAAGUGAAAGUGAUACUUGUGGAUAGCUCUCGUCCAAAUGCUAUCGAAGUCUGCUUUCAUAGCAAUACAUCACUGGGAGUAGGCAUGUGCAAUCGUAGUCAUUGGGAGAAGCUUGUAAAGGGUGUAUGGAUCAGAUCCAUGUCACCUUAUGAUAACAAACUUUUAGAUAUACGGAUGCCUGGAAAAUCCCUUGCAAAUGUUGAGGUGUCAGUGGAAGAAGAGUUCUUUCUGUAUCGUAUUAUAUUUCUGGUGCUGGGUUUAAUCUUGCUGACACUAGCACCAACUCUGAGCCAAUCUCUUACUUUUUACUAUGGCGGGGCAAUGACUAUGGGCAUCAUCCUUGUAGUGUUAAUGGUCCUUUUUCAGGGGAUGAGGCUGCUUCCGAGUGGUCGAAAGAGUUCGUUCGCGAUAUUUGUAUACUCAUGUCUGGUAGGAAUGGGAUCUAUGCUUCUUGGUUACUUACCUGGGGUAUUAAAGUCGGUGCUUGUGGAGAUUGGGGUCAGCGAAGAUAUGUACAAUCCUUUGGGGACGGUCCUGUUGGUUUGUCUUCUGCUUGCUGGAGCUUGGUUGGGUUUUUGGGUGGUCCGUAAACUUGUUCUAACAGAAGAAGGAUCCAUUGAUUCAAGUGUAGCUGUUUUCGUUGCUUGGGCAAUUCGCCUAGUAUCAGCUGUCAUGAUUAGUCAGAGUUCAAUGGAUCUUUUACUGGCUGCAGAGGCCUGUAUCUCUUGGAUGUUAAUUUCAUUUAUACUUGGGAAGAUUGCCACAUUGAGAUCCUUGCAGCGCAUGCUUAAGCAUCUGUUUAGAACAGCUAAGAGCAAUCACAAAAGAUACCAGAUUCAGGAUUAUUCAGCUUCUGAAGAUUAUCACGAGAAAUCAGAAGAUCAUACAUCACGCAGGCGUCGAACUUCAUUGAAUCUCUCCCCCAGUUCCCCGGCUGCAGUUAACCAGACACGUAUUACGAAGACACCGCAGUCUUCUCAGCUAUCAGACUCAGGAACGUAUUUCUCAACCUUCCAUAGAGUACCUGACAGGAAAAAGUUCUCAAAGGAAGAAUAUGAAAGGUUCACUAAAGAUUCCACGAGAAAAGCUUUGGAAAGUUUAGUAGCUUCCCCUGAUUUCAGCGAAUGGGCUGUUGCUAAUGCCGAGCGAAUCACCCUGACUCCCACCAAAGACCAAGCUGGUAGUUCAGAGCGACGUCCAAGGUGGCUAGGAUUGUUUUAAAGCACACGUGGCUUGUGUAAAUUUUCAGCUAGGGAGUACAUAUGAUUAUGUUUCAUCAAAAAACUGAAAAUUGCAAGCUGUAGAAGAUUAGGUGCAAUUUUCUUUUCUGUAUUCGUAGUUUAUUAAACAUUAUCAACAAAUUUUUGUACAAUAUCACGUUUGUAUAGACGCCAGAAAAUUUCAGUUUUUAUCAUAUACUGAAAUUUUCCCAUUGGAGUAGUAGAAAGUAAAAAGCAAACACAUAAGUAA
Molecule: messenger RNA, 1782 nt
Organism: Papaver somniferum (opium poppy)
Lineage: Eukaryota; Viridiplantae; Streptophyta; Magnoliopsida; Ranunculales; Papaveraceae
Exons: 10
Coding region: 52-1533 (493 amino acids)
Source: RefSeq, a predicted model, not a curated record